CGUCCUUGUGGGUGGUCGUUCAUCCAGAGACCAAUUUAGAAAAAGAGCCGCUGAAAAGGAAAACUAUAAUGGAAGUAACAAGAACAAGAACAAAAAACAAUUUUCAGGAUUAUGAUAAGGGUAUAUUCUAGAAACCUUAACCAAAAUUUUAAGGGAAGAAAAGGAGAAGAAAGACAAACUCAAAAGGCACUUCAGAUAAUCUAGGUCAAGAGCCAUACAAACAUAUCACUCCUGCUUGGUGGAUGCUACUGCCUGUUGGGUCUGCACAUUGUCCUGGAUUUUGAGGUUGAGGAGCUGGUUCAAAGAAGAGAUUUGAGAAGUUUCAUUGGUCACAUUAAAGAGACAUUCCUCCAGCACCUGAAAUGCCCUUCAUGGUGUCCUUCAUGAUACAAGGGCUUGGGAACAGUCACAUGAAGCUCCCUUAGGUGGCUUAGGAGAAAGCCCUGAUCUGAUCUCUGCCAUCUCUUUCUCCAAGAGGAGAAGAAAACAACAGAGGUCUUCAUAAAGAAAUGACCUAUGGGAGGGCUGAGAUCCAGUGAUUAGAGCAGAGGAGAAAUGAAAGGAGAAAUGAGAGGACUGCGGAAGCAGGGUCCUCUUUGUGUCCCACAUCAGGAGCCUGAGCUGAGCCCAUACACUAAAAACACAGAACUGAGGGAGCAGAUGGAAUAAAGAAAAUCAACUGGUUUGGAGGAUGAGAGUAAUUCAAAGAAGGUCCAGGUGCUAGUGGAGCAGGUGGUUGCCCAAGGAGGUGAGAAUAAGAACAAGUUGAGUUCAGAAACGUCAAGGGGAACUGAGGAAUGCUUACAGCAUCACCUGGCUCCUCAAGGAGCAGCCUGAGCUGAGCAGUGAGGACUGGGAGAGUCACUUACUCCACAGUGAACCUGUGCACCUGCCGGGGAGAUCCAAGGAUGGAUCAGGGUUGGUUUCUACCACUGGGGAGCACCAGUUCCAAGUGGAGGAGGAUGUGACCAUGAAUCUCUGCCCCAGACCCCCAGCCUCGACUUUGGGGCUGCCCGCACAGUGGAUGCCCUCCGGUAAGUGUGGGCUUAGAGGGAUAAGUGAUGUUUGGAGAAGGGUUGGAGAUGUCAAUUCUUGCCUUGAACAGUUCUACCCUAAGGUCAGAAAGUACCAGGGUAGGGGGACCCUUGCAUCUGAAGCAGUGAUACUAAUAAUAGUCUUCUGCAUUUAUGGAUAAGAAAGUCUUUACACACAAUAUGUUUUAGAUAUUUCUUGAUGGCUUAAUUUUUCUCAUACUGUGUUAAGAACUUGGAAUUCAGUUAUCAGUAAGGUUUUCCUGAGGAAAUCAGAGGAAUGAGAGGGAGAAUACAAACAGAUAGUUUCAACACAAUAUGGUAGCUCUCCUAAUCUUGGGUGUUGCGGCUGCCCAGAGGAUGGGAGUGUAGACCAAGGACAUUUCUUCCUAAUGACAGGAUAAACCAUUGAGAGGAAUCCCUGAGGACAGCCCCAUCAUCAUCAGAGCUGACCACAGCUAGAUGACCUGUUCUGGCCCAAUAAACCUGGACCUCAGCCAGAUUUCAGCCUCUCAGGAUAGAACCAACCUGGGCUGCAUGUUGGCUCAAAGCAGUCAACACUACCAAGGUCUCCAGAGGAAACUGCUGAAAUAGCUACUAUGUCCUGGCCAGCUGGAGACAUAAAGAGGCAAGAUAGCAGCACUGUCAUCCAGGGAUGUCAAUGGAAGCAGUGAGCGACAUUACAACACCUGAACACCCAACAGGAAACAGUCCCUGGCUCUACCUCUUCUGCCGCACGUCACCAUGGCAGAAUCUUUAGGCCCUUUGUCUGAUCCGAGGGCUGAAAGUACCAUGCUGGAAAUCAACCAACAGCUUCAAUCCCAGCUGGCACAAAGGAAACAGGACUUUAGAGACCUCAGAGAGAAAUUUCUUGUAUCUGAAUCUACUGCCUACAUCCUGGCCAACCAGCUGCAGAAAUACAAGUGUGGAGAGUGCAAAGGCAUCGUUGAGUCUGUGCUGGGAGAGAAGCUGCAGUUUGAGGAGGGGAAGCUGACAGAGGAGGCAGCCUUAGUUGAGAAGCUCAGGAAAUGUGAUAUCCUAAUUCAAGGUCAGGCUCAAGAGCUGACCCAGUUACAGCAAAAGAUACAGGAAGGCAGAAAAGUCUCUGUCGUACUCAAUCAGUGUCUCCAAGACCUCCUCAGCCACAAUGACCCUGCCAACUACCAGGGGCAGGGCUUCCGAGAGCAACUGGCUGAGGGACACAGGCUGGCAGAGCGCCUUGCCCAAAAGCUCAGCCCAGAAAAUCAUGGAGCUGAGGAGGAUGAAGAAGAAAAGGCGUCCCUAGACCCCAGGGAGCUACAGGAGAAGGAGGAAGUGGAUGAUGUGCGUCAGGACUCAUUGGAGGAACAGUGUGUGACUCUUUCCACUCACCGAGACUUGUCUCACCCCUGCCAAACUCCAGAUAGUACCCCCAUCCCGGCUGAGGAGUAUGAAGUCUGCUCUGCUCUUGAUGUAGCCAAAACUCAAAAGGAUCAGAAGGAUGAGGAAAGAGAAGGGUCAACAGCCCCCAGGCUCAGCAGGGAACUACAGGAGAAGGAGGAAGGGAAUGAUGUGCGUCAGGACUCAUUGGAUGAACAGUGUUUGACUCUUUCCACUCAGCGAGACUUGUCUGACUCCUGCCAUUCCCCAGACAGUACUCUUAUCCCGUCUGAGGAGCAUGAAGUCUGCUCUGCUUUUGAUGUAGCCAAAAAUCGUGAAGCCGAGGAGGAUGCAGAAGAGAAAGAACCACCGUCCAAAAUGAAUGAUCAGAGGAGGGAAAAGGACAGGGAAUUCGAUUUUCUAAUUCGAGUUCAGGCACGAGAGCUGAGCCAGUUACGCCAGAAGAUAGGGGAAGGGAGAGACUUCGCUAUCCUGCUAAAUCAGCACCUCAAGGACCUCCUCACCCACGGUGACCUUGACAACUCCCAGGGGCAAGGCUUCCAAGAGCAGUUGGCUGAGGGACGCAGGCUGUCAGAGGGCCUUAUCAGCAAACUCAGCCAAGAAAACCAUGAAGAUAAGGAUGAAGAACAACUAGAAUCACUGACCCCCAGGAAAUACCGUUUCCUAAUUCAUGAUCACGCACGAAAGCUGACCCAGAUACGCCAGCAAUUACGGGAAGGAAGAGAGGUGUCUAUCCUACUGAAUCAGCACCUCAAGGACCUCCUCACCCACGGUGACCUUGACAACUCCCAGGGGCAGGGCUUCCGAGAGCAACUGGCUGAGGGACGCAGGCUGGCAGAGCGCCUUGUCUGCAAGCUUAGCCCAGAAACCCAGGAGGAUGAUGAAGAUGAAGAAGAACAAGAAUCGCUGACCCCCAGUCUGGAGAGGGAGCUGCAGGAGAAGGAGCACGUGAAGGAAGUCCCUCAAGAUCCAUUGGGUAAACAGUAUUUGACUCCUUCCAGUCGUCGUGAUCUGUCUAGCUCCGGAGAAGCCCUCAGAAGCACCGCCUGCGUGUUUAAUGAGACUAAAGUCAGCUUGGCUCUGGAUGCAGCCAAGCUGGGUUUGACUGCUACUCUCAGAAUGAAGAACCCUCCCUCAGAACCUCUGAAGGGUGAUGCUCUUGAGGGCUCGGCUGCCAACAAGCAUGGGUGUCAAGUCAUCGGCCACGGUAACACCUCAAGCGUCAUGAAACAGAGGAUUCUCCAAAGAAAAGCACGGCUCAGCAAAUGGAGACUAGCGUGCAGAUUCCCUGGCCUUCAAGCUUAGGGUCCAGAGAUACCAAGUACUUGUGGAACGAAGAAAAGAAGAAACCCCAUUAUGAAAAGUCGCUUUUCCACUUGAUGAAAAAAAUAUAAACCAGCAAAUCAAGUUAAAGCCCCCAAGAAAACUCUAGAGGGUCCUUGGCUUAGAAUGAACCUCACAACCAGACACCACUCUCCAAGAUUUUUACUCCAACAGCCUGGUUUGAUGGGAGACAUCCCAGCCCUUCAGCCUCCAAUUGUGAUAAAUCGCUAAGGAGACCAAUGCCUAGAUCCACACACAGUUCUGAGAGACCUUAACGCUUGCUCCUCUCAAUUCCCGUGCUGUCCCUAACCGGAAUCGGGAACAACUGGAAAAAGACAACAUGGCAAACCGGAUAUUCUUUGCCACCAGCAGGGCUGUGCUAGGAGCAGACAGCGUUAACCAUGCAG
Messenger RNA from Diceros bicornis minor, 4141 nucleotides. Its product is annotated as neuroblastoma breakpoint family member 12-like. The transcript has 22 exons. The coding region runs from base 1776 to 3716 and encodes 646 amino acids. Lineage: Eukaryota; Metazoa; Chordata; Mammalia; Perissodactyla; Rhinocerotidae. The record is from RefSeq and is a predicted model, not a curated record.